Messenger RNA from Equus caballus (horse), 2150 nucleotides. RefSeq names its product podocan like 1 (gene PODNL1). Gene Ontology annotation, molecular function: protein binding. The record is from RefSeq and is a predicted model, not a curated record. NCBI's taxonomy places the organism in Eukaryota, Metazoa, Chordata, Mammalia, Perissodactyla, Equidae.
CAGGCUGGGGGUGGCCUCUGCGUGGAGAUGGGGGGGCGGUGGCGGCCACAGCGGAGGCUCCAGGAGGUGACCGCCUGAUUUCCAUCAGGGAGCCUGGUCGGCAGCUCGGGCAAGAAGGCAGAGCUGGGGCUGGCCAUGCGGCUGAGCCUGCUGCUGCUCCUGCUGCUGCCCGGCCCCCCACCCGCCUUGGGCAUGGAGGACGCUGCCUUCCCCCACCCUGGGGAGAGCUCGCAGCCCCCGCCUCGGGCCUGCCCGCUGCGCUGCUCCUGCCCCCGGGACGACACAGUGGACUGCGACGGCCUGGACCUGCAGGUGUUCCCGGACAACAUCACCAGGGCGGCCCAGCACCUCUCCCUGCAGAACAACCAGCUCCAGGAGCUCCCCUACAACGAGCUGUCGCGCCUCAGCGGCCUGCGGACCCUCAACCUCCACAACAACCUCAUCUCCUCCGAGGGCCUGCCCGACGAGGCCUUCGAGUCGCUCACGCAGCUGCAGCACAUCUCCGUGGCCCAGAACAAGCUCUCGGUGGCCCCACAGUUCCUGCCUCGCUCCCUCCGGGUCGCAGACCUGGCCGCCAACCAAAUGACGGAGAUCUUCCCUCUCACCUUCGGGGAGAAGCCGGCGCUCAGGGCCGUGUACCUCCACAACAACCAGCUGGGCAACACCGGCCUGCCCCCCGACGCCUUCCGCGGCUCCGCGGCCGUCGCCACUCUCAGCCUCUCCAGCAACCGGCUCCGCUACGUGCCGCCCAGCCUGCCGCCCGCGCUGGAGCGCCUCCACCUGCAGAACAACCUCAUCUCCAAGGUGCCCCGAGGGGCCCUGAGCCGCCAGACCCACCUUCGUGAGCUCCACCUCCAGCACAACCAGCUGACAGACAGCGGCCUGGACGCCACCACCUUCAGCAAGCUGCACUGUCUCGAGUACCUGGACCUGUCCCACAACCAGCUGGCCGCGGUGCCCGCCGGCCUGCCCCACACCUUGGCAGUGCUGCACCUGGGCCGCAACCGCAUCCGGCAGGUGGAGGCAGCGCGGCUGCGCGGGGCACGGGGCCUGCGCUACCUGCUGCUGCAGCACAACCCGCUGGGGGCGGCCGGGCUGCCUGCCGGGGCGCUGCGGCCGCUGCGGGACCUCCACACGCUGCACCUCUACGGCAACGGGCUGGACCGCGUGCCGCCUGCGCUGCCCCGCCGCCUGCGGGCCCUGGUGCUGCCCCACAACCGCGUGGCCAUGCUGGGAGCCCGUGACCUGGCCGCCACGCCGGGCCUCACCGAGCUCAACCUGGCCUACAACCGCCUGGCCAGUGCCCACGUGCACCCCCGGGCCUUCCGGCGGCUGCGUGCCCUGCGCAGCCUCGACCUGGCCGGCAACCAGCUGACGCGGCUACCCGCCGGCCUGCCCGCCGGCCUGCACACCCUGCGGCUGCAGCGGAACCAGCUGCGGGCCCUCGAGCCCGAGCCGCUGGCGGGCCUGGACCAGCUGCGGGACCUCAGCCUGGCACACAACCAGCUCCGAGUGGGCGACAUUGGGCCCGGCACCUGGCAUGAACUGCAGGCCCUCCAGGUCAGGGGUGGGCUGGUGCUGGACCUGAGUCACAACCAGCUGUCCUUCAUGCCCCCUGACCUGCCUGAGGCCCUGGAGGAGCUGCACCUGCAGGGCAACCGCAUCAGCUAUGUGGGCCCCGAGGCCUUCCUCAGCACGCCCCGCCUGCGUGCCCUCUUCCUCAGGGCCAACAGGCUUCACAUGACCAGCAUCGCACCCGAGGCCUUCCUGGGCCUCCCGCACCUGCGUGUUGUGGACACAGCAGGUAACCCUGAGCAAGUCCUGGUCCGGCUGCCACCUACAGCCCCACGUCGGCCACGGGCAGAGGGCCCCUGAACCCAGAGGGGCCCAGCGGUGCAGCCCAGGCCCCCGGGGCUCCGCUGGGCCAUGGACUAAGGGGACGGCGCCCAACUGGGGCUCCACCUGGCUCUCCCAGACCUCGAGGGCUGGGCCCGCCUGAGCCAUGCUGGGUGGGGACACUACCUCCACUCACAGAACGGAACAGAAGCAUGCGGCUCGCAUCCCAGGCGCCAGAGCACGCCGGCCCUGCCCCCCACCCCACACAGAUGGAGACAGCGACAAUAAAGUCUAACCCUUUGAAUUGCUCACCA